AUGGAUGUAGCUAGUUCAUCAAACGUGAAGUCUUCUCAAGGAAAACCUGGGGAAACAGAAGGAAGAAAUGCAGAUUGUGAAAGUUAUCUUGAUUUCGAACUCCCCUAUACUCCUGAGGAGCAUGCUGCCAAUACCUUCAAGUAUAUCACUAGUGCGGUGAGUCCUUUGUUGACUGUGUUGAUAUUUUAUUUAGCGAUAGCAUCUUUAACGAGUCGCCAUUACAUUUUGUUUUAGAA
This is a messenger RNA of Strongylus vulgaris, 236 nucleotides long. The record is from the annotation of a GenBank genome assembly. NCBI's taxonomy places the organism in Eukaryota, Metazoa, Nematoda, Chromadorea, Rhabditida, Strongylidae.